Molecule: messenger RNA, 1853 nt
Organism: Leptonychotes weddellii (Weddell seal)
Lineage: Eukaryota; Metazoa; Chordata; Mammalia; Carnivora; Phocidae
Gene: KRT84
Product: keratin 84
Biological process (GO): intermediate filament organization; keratinization
Cellular component (GO): keratin filament
Molecular function (GO): structural constituent of skin epidermis
Source: RefSeq, a predicted model, not a curated record
ACUCCCAGCUCCAGUUCGCCCCACUCUGCAAUCCCCACUCUGUCCUCACCCAGGAAGCCAUCAUGUCUUGCCGUUCCUACCGAGUCAGCUCUGGGUGCCACAUGGGCAACUUCAGCUCUUGCUCUGCAGUGAACCCCAAGAACCUGAACCGUUUCCGGGCCAGCUCUGUCUCCUGCAGGAGUGGGCCCAGCUUUGGGGGCCUUGGCAGCUUUGGUAGUCGGAGCGUCAUCACUUUUGGAUCGUGCUCACCCAGGAGAGCAGCUGUAGGCCCUCGUCCCAUCCGCUGUGGAGUUGGCUUUGGUGCUGGCAGGGGGAUGGCCUUUGGCUUUGGUGAUGGGAGCGGUGCUGGUCUGGGCUUUGGGGCCAGAAGUUGUGUUGGUCUGGGAUUUGGAGCUGGCAGUGGCCUUGGCUAUGGCUUUGGAUACAGAGUUGGAGGAGCUGGAGUUCCAGCAGCCCCAUCUAUCACAGCAGUGACUGUUAACCAGAGCCUGCUGACCCCCCUCAACCUGGAGAUUGAUCCCAAUACCCAGAGGGUGAAGAAGGAUGAGAAGGAGCAAAUCAAGACCCUCAACAACAAAUUUGCCUCCUUCAUUGACAAGGUGCGGUUCCUGGAACAGCAGAAUAAGCUCCUAGAGACCAAGUGGAACUUCCUCCAAGAGCAGAAAUGUGCCAGGAGCAACCUGGAGCCCCUCUUCGAGAAUUAUAUCACCAACCUGCGGAGGCACCUGGACAUAGCAAACAGCGACCGGGCCCGGUUUGAGGCUGAGAGAAACCACAUGCAGGAUGUCCUUGAGGGUUUCAAAAAGAAGUAUGAAGAAGAGGUGGGGUUCCGGGCCAACGCUGAGAAUGAGUUUGUGGCUCUGAAGAAGGAUGUGGAUACAGCUUUCUUAAAUAAGUCUGAUCUAGAAGCCAAUGCAGAUACCCUAACUCAGGAAAUUGACUUUCUGAAAACCCUAUAUAUGGCGGAAAUCCAGUUGCUGCAGUCACACAUCUCAGAGACAUCGGUCAUCGUGAAGAUGGACAACAGCCGGGACCUGAACAUUGAUGGAAUCAUCAACGAAAUCAAGGCCCAGUAUGAAGAGGUCGCCAGGCGCAGUCGGGCUGAUGCUGAGGCCUGGUACCAGACCAAGUACGAGGAGAUGCAGGUGACAGCUGGCCAACACUGUGACAACCUGCGCAACACAUGGGAUGAGAUCAAUGAGCUGACCCGCCUGAUCCAGAGACUGAAGGCAGAGAUUGAGCAUGCCAAGGCUCAGCGAGCUAAGAUGGAGGCUGCAGUGGCCGAGGCAGAGCAACAGGGCGAGGCGGCCCUCAACGAUGCCAAGUGCAAGCUGGCGGAUCUGGAGGGCGCCCUGCGGCAGGCCAAGCAGGACAUGGCCCGGCAGCUGUGCGAGUACCAGGAGCUGAUGAACGUCAAGCUGGCCCUGGACAUUGAGAUCGCCACCUAUAGGCGCCUGCUGGAGGGCGAGGAGAUCCGGAUCUGUGAAGGUGUUGGACCAGUAAACAUAUCCGUAAGCAGCUCCCGGGGCGGUAUAGUGUGCGGGCCUGAGCCCCUGGUCGCAAGCUCCACCCUCUCCCACAGUGGAGUCACCUUCUCGGGCAGCAGUGGCAUCCGGUCCAGUGGCACCUGUGAUUCCAGCCUGGGCGGGGCCCAGGUCAUCAAGGCCAGCAGGGACCUGCUGAGCGCAGGCUCCCGAGGCAGCUCGGUGCUCAUGGGCGAGGCUUGCGCUCCCAGCACCCCCUGCCUGCUGCCCACCGAGGGGGGCUUCAGCAGCUGCAGUGGGGGCCAAAGCAGCCGCAGCUCCAGCGUCCGCUUCAUGUCCACCACCACCUCCCAUCGGACCAAGUACUGA